CUCCAGCUGCGAGUAGGCGUGGCACUAACACUCGACACUCGACUUAAACAGCGAGACACAAUGCGCUACACGCUCAUGCUUGCAUUUCAAUAAUUUAACCCGAUUUACAGCAUCUAGAAUUUCGGAUAAAUUUUUUAAUAGAAAAACAUUUAUUUAUUCAAAUUUGAAUUUCGGUGUGUGGAAGGAAUUAAGUGGCGAAUGAUCUGUAUAAUUGAAACAAAAUAAUUAUUCUUUAGUUUCUUCAGGAAAUUUGACCGUAAUUUCAAAAAAUUCCAUUGAUUGAAUAUUUUACUCGCGUUGGCGAUAAUUUUCACGCAUAUGUACCUUGAAUUUAAUGUAAUUAUUACAUAAAUAUUAAAUAUUUUCUUCUACUUCUCCACUAAAUAUAAAUCCAAAUUCGUGGGUGAGAUAUUAUUAACCAUCGCCUGAAUUUUUCUAAAUUUUUUUUAAUGAUGGAACUGAUGGAACCACUAAGAUUUAUAAAACUAACAAAAUGUAUUCUUCCUUUGAUGUCAUUGAAGGCAAAAUUAAUCAAUUGAAAUUUGUUUUUCUCAUUUAUUAUUUAGUAACUCUAAUUUCCCUAAUUUCAACCAUGUAAAAAAUUCUCACGUUCACGUUUUUUUUAUUUUACUGACUUUUCAUCCUGCGCAUCAGUGAUGAAAAAUAAUUUUUUAUCGAUUUAAACUGUUGACUUGUAAGGAUCGAACCAAAAGAAAUUAAAGUGAUCUGUUUAAGAAAAAGUUUUUCGAAAAUUUGCAUUAUGUUUAAUUUCCCUUUUAUAAUGGCAUACAACUCGCAACCUUCGCAACCUUAUGAUUUUCCUUUUUCAUUGGGUAUUGGGUCACAAACGACGAACGUCUCUACUACCAUCUAGCGGACGUCGUCGUGCAACUCGUGUUAACGCAGCGCAUAGAAUGGCAUCUUCUCACUUCUCCCGCCGUUUUCAAUCGACAACAACGAAUCCAAGCCUUACAAUCGCCUUGAAUCUAUGUAAGAUUUUAGAGACAGCAGGAACGUGGCAGCUCAUGCUCUUCCAGCGAAUCCAUCCUGGCAAGGACAUCAUUAAACGUAACCUGGCAAUGCAGUGGUUUCUGCCGUUUCUGCUGUUGCAUCAUCCCCUCUCUUGAUCACAAAAAUCGGAAGGUCGCGUCAUCGCAGCACAAUUAUGCCUUCAAUCUGGAUAUUCAAAGAAUCAUUUAUUAUAUCGACGGAAGCCGCGCCAUGAUUAUGCUUUAAGAGACCAAGGACUAAAAAUGCAUCCUUUCUGCCGGUUCUGUCAAAGUCCUACAGACAGAAACAUCCACCUGGAAGAAUUGAAUGUCGAAAGGUUUGAGAAGUGGGCUUGCAUUAACCUAGGCUUAAAGCUGAAAUUCAUACCUGGAUUUUCCUCAAGUAUUUGUUGGGCAUGUGUGACAACAUUCCAAAAUUGGGCUUCCAUGGUAGCAGACAGAGCCAAACACCAAGGAGACGACUUUUUAGGAAAUCAGCCAAAGUGGUGGAAUUCUCUCUCAUGCAGAAAACCUGGGAUGAAAUCCGAUGAUGAAAGACUGGAAAAAAAUGGAAUUGAUGAGGAUUACGACGGAGAUGCAAUUGAAUGGAACUCCAGCAUUCAAGAUGUUGCAAUUGAAUGCAACUCCAGCACUCAAGAAGUUGCAAUUGAAUGCAACUCCAGCACUCAAGAAGUUGCAAUUGAAUGCAACUCCAGCACUCAAGAAGUUGCAAUUGAAUGCAACUCCAGCACUCAAGAAGUUGCAAUUAAAUGCUCAAAAAAUCACAAGGAGCCAUUUGAGCCAUCAUUCACACCUUCCAUUGAAGCAGUAUUUUCCAAUGAGGGUAUUAAGGAGUGCUCGGUGAAACUUCCAAUUCUGAAUACCAAUUUCAUCGAUAAGUGCUGCAAAGGCCUGGUUGAUCUCAGUAAAUAUCAGCCAAAGCUAAUCAUAAUUGAGUGCAUCAAGUGCAACAUUUCAUUUGGAAAUUUCCUGGAAAAACAACAGCAUUUUGCCAAACUUCACCCUGAGUUCAAGUCAUGCCCAUUUUGCCUCAGCGUGUUCCCUCCCACCACCAAACUGUCAAAUCACCUCAUGGAACAGAACUGCUGCGAAGAUAUCCCUCAACUUGAGCUCCUCUGUCCUAAGUGCCAUGUGUCGGAGUACAACUACAAGAAGUUAUUCCGCCACUUUAACCAUGUCCACAAAGGCCCACUCCCUGAUCAGAUGUACCGUUGUUCGGGCUGCAAAUUUGUAUAUUUUGAGAAGAAGCAGUUGGAUGAUCAUUUCAAGCACAGUCACAAAGAGCACAAAUGCAAACAAUGCGCUGCCUCCUUCAAGAGCAACGUGCUGGUCUUUUCGCACAUGGCACUUGAACACCCAGAUUUUCGGUUUGGAGACUUCUGCAAGAGAGUUGCUGGUCAGCCCCUGCAGUGUUUUGUUUGCGAUGCAAUGUUUCCAAGAGAAUCGCGAAUGGCUAAACAUUUCCUUCAGUAUCAUCCUGAACUGAUGGGAACUCUAGAAGCGCCAGAUGUGGUGCUGGAGCUUGCAGAGCAAGAAGAAAAAUGCCACACCCCUGCAUUAAAAUAUGACUCAAACGACAGUGAUGAAUCUGCUCAAAAGAAAUUCAUUCCAAAAGACAUACCAAUCAAGAGAAUUGCUCCUGUUAAAAGGAUUUCCACCCUGACGUUUCACUGUCCGCAUUGUGAGAAAUUCUUCUACAAGAGAUUUCAUUUGAGGAAACACUUAGAGCAGCAUUUGAAAAAUCCCAAGAUUCCUGUGGUAUCCACAGUGUCUAUUGAGGUUUCGUCCAUGAUUCAAGAUCAAGACAGCAAGCCACCUACUAACUUGGUCAUCUCGAAACCGCAGCCUGCCAUUACAACGAAGCCAAUGCCAUCAAGCUGUGAUAAAGUAAAUACCCCUCCGUUAGCCAAGGAAUUUCCUUGCAUUUAUUGUAGCAUAGCGCCGUUCUCCACUAUGUCGCAACUUGUAGAACACACAAGAACCUCCCAUUUUAAAAGUUUAAAUUGCGCUUCUCCCUCAAAAUGCGAAAGCAACUGUCAGAAAGAUACCGAGGUGUCACCUGAAAGCCGUCAUGAAGGUGUCGAAUCCUGCUCAUCUAAGAAGACUUCGUUUGAAACAGAAAAUGCUGAGCCCUCCACUUCUAUGGUUGAGCCUCGCGAAAAAACUGUUGAACAAGUCAAGCCUGUUGACUUUAGCAUAAAUCCCUUGCCUGAUGAGAAUGAAAAAGACCGGUGUCCUGUAAGACCAGACUCUCCAGAUGACUUGCACUUUCACCGCUGGAAGCCCAAAUGGAUGCAAAUUUCAAAGUCCAACCAACAUGAACCAGAUAGUCGUCCAUUAAAAAAGAAACAACUGGGUAUAGAAAAAUUGAAGAAGAAGCAGAAAUACAAUCCCAACAAAAAGAUCCGGGUCGCAACGAAUUGUCCUGGCUGCGGGAUUUUCAUCGGCGACGCCGUAUUUUUCAAGGACCACAUUGCUGAGUGUUCUCUAGUAAAUCAACUGGUCAAGACAAGAAUCAGGAGCUGCCCGUAUGAAGUGCUGCCUGACUUCAAGUUCGUUAAAUGCAAGUCGUGCAAUGAUCACUUCCCCAGCAUGGCUGCUAUGUACAAACACACUAAUGACGUCCACCCUGAAACCAUCCACUUCAAGUGCUCCUUUUGUGGAUUUUUCUUCCCCAGCCAAAAAGAGCUCGACUCUCACUUCGCACAGAUGCAUGAACGCCAUUCUGCUAUCAAAAAAAAGCUGAUCGUUAGAGGUACAAAAAGUGGAUCAAUGAUUAUCAAGAAAACUUUCAACUUUCUCAGGGCUCCGGGAAAGAAUUUGGAUUCCCUCACAACUAAGAAGCCUGAUGCAAGUAUUUCUUCUAGCAAAAUGGCUGGCAGCAGUGAAAGCACCAUUUCUGCACCAACUCCAAGCAGCCCGUUUCCAAUUUCCGCGUCCAAGAAAGCGCAGGCGAUUAAGGGUCAGAAUGCGCAUUCAGAUACAUCUAGCUUGAAAAACGGUCAAGUAACUUGCAGCGAUCGAACGCCAAUAAACUUCAAACCUGUCAAGCAAGGAUUAAUCAAGUGCCAUCAAUGUACGGCUGUUUUUGAGUCAGAAUUGAUUUUGAAUGAGCACAUGUCGCUUUCUCACCUGCCACUGAGAUGGCACAUUUGCUUCACUUGCCCAGACCGACCUAAAUUUCCAUCGCUCUAUUCACUUGAUGCUCACAUCGAUUCUGGCCAUUCUGUGGGCACUACAAGCAGUGAAGGAUUAGCUUCGUGGUUGCUAACAAAAUCAACCAAACAGCGGGUUCAAUUGACCAAACAAAAGGUCUCGCAGAUACCAACCAACUUAUUGACGAAUGAUUUCAGGAAGGCGGAAAAAUGCCAGAUGUGUGACUUUGUAUCUUUCAGUCCUGAAAUGAAACAAAAGCACUUGGAAAUGUACCACCCCGCACACCAGAAAAACGAAUGUCUCUACUGCCCAAUGUGCAACAUGACGUUUGUCAGCAAGGUCGUGCAUCUAAUCCACGCGAGCCAAUGCCGAGGUCCUCGGGCUAAGAAGGGCACAAAAAAACCUGCGCGCAAAGUGGGACAGUUUCGAUUAGAUGAGGUGGAACCAAGCAAAAGCGCACCAGAACCUCACGUCAUUGAUUUCCGUACACACAAAACAGGAAAUCUAGAAAGUGUUGUGUGCGACAGGGUGAUAAAACCAGUUAAUCCAAAUUUCUUGGAAAUUCCAAAAAUUCGAUCGACGCCGAAUGAAGAGGCCACCAGUCCAAAAAGUGCCCCGGUCAUGCUCAACUGCGACGUGAGCCAAGAUGUACCAGCAAAAAAACCACGAAUGUCCAAUGUUGACGAGCAGCAACGAAGUACAACAGUCGUGGCAAAUGCCCCUUGCUAAAAGUUUCCAACUCAACGGAGUGUUUGUAGAAGACUAAGGCAACAUUAUUGGGCUACUUUAAAUAGAUUGUAUAUUCAUCGCGUGUGAAUCGCCGACUUGAAUUGGAAUGUGAAAUUAUUGCCUCUGUGAAUUAUUUUCUUAACCGUGUUGUAUGAAUCUCAUUUAUGUGUUCAAAAUUAAAUGGCAAAUAUAAAUUUAAGGUAUAUUUGUUCACAACGAAUAAAUAGUGUAACACCUGUAAUAAUA
Messenger RNA from Cloeon dipterum, 5141 nucleotides. RefSeq lists its product as uncharacterized. Gene Ontology annotation, cellular component: chromosome. Gene Ontology annotation, molecular function: chromatin insulator sequence binding. Bases 1254 to 4895 code for a protein of 1213 amino acids. NCBI's taxonomy places the organism in Eukaryota, Metazoa, Arthropoda, Insecta, Ephemeroptera, Baetidae. Gene Ontology annotation, biological process: regulation of transcription by RNA polymerase II. The transcript is spliced from 7 exons. The record is from RefSeq and is a predicted model, not a curated record.